AACUUGGCAUGAUAGAUACCUCACAAAAAGCAGGAAUCAUGAUAGAUACUUCACAAAAAGGAGGAAUCAUGAUAGAUACUUCACAAAAAGGAGGGAUAAUGAUAGAUACCUUACAGAAAGGAGGACUCAUGAUAGCGAUUAAAGAAUGUGCUAGUGGGACUGUUGGUGGUAUCACUCAAGUGUUAGUUGGUCAACCAUUUAAUACCGUUAAAGUUAGACUUCAAACGCAACCUAUACCAAUACCUGGUCAACCACCACUGUAUUCUAGUAUGCUUGAUUGUGUACGAAAAACUAGCAAAGAAGGUUUCAGUGCAUUUUAUAAGGGAACGACAAUGCCUUUAGUAGGAAUAGGUGCAUGCGUAUCGAUUCAAUUUGCUGUAUUAGAACAUAUGAAACGUUAUUUUAAUAAAGUUAAUGAAAGAAAUGGAAAUAAAAAUUCUCUCCUGACAAAUUCACAAUUUUUUAUGUCUGGAGCAGCUGCUGGCAUAGCAAAUUCAGUUAUUUCCGGUCCGGUUGAACAUAUUCGUACGCGCCUUCAGGUUCAAAUCACACCUACACAAUCAAAUUCUUCAGCUAAAAAGUCCAUGUUAUAUUCUGGACCAAUUGAUUGCAUUAAAAAAAUUUAUUCUUCACAUGGGAUUCGUGGAAUUUAUAAAGGACAAAUGAUGACUAUGGUGCGUGAAUUUCACGGAUAUGGUACAUAUUUCUUUUUAUAUGAGUUUUUGAAACGAUCAGAUGGAUAUGGAAAAAACCCAAGAGGUAUUGAAAGCUGGAAGUCUUAUUUAUUUGGUGCUCUUGCAGGAUAUGGAAUGUGGUUGAUAAUCUAUCCUCUAGAUAUAGUAAAAAGUAAAAUACAAACGGAUGGCUUUACACCUCAGACCAGAAAAUAUAAAGGUGCUUUAGAUUGUUUCUCACGAACUUAUAGAUAUGAAGGAUUAAGAGGAUUUUUUAAAGGAUUUGGAACUGUUAUGCUACGUGCUGGUCCCGUAAAUGCAUCAACUUUCAUGGCUUAUGAACUUGCAAUGAAAGGUUUUGAUAAAUUAUAA
Molecule: messenger RNA, 1046 nt
Organism: Dentiscutata erythropus
Lineage: Eukaryota; Fungi; Glomeromycota; Glomeromycetes; Diversisporales; Gigasporaceae
Source: the annotation of a GenBank genome assembly